AUGGCGGACGUGUUGAGUGUGCUACGCCAGUACAACAUCCAGAAAAAAGAAAUCGUCGCUAAAGGAGAUGAAGUUAUUUUUGGCGAGUUUUCGUGGCCUAAAAAUGUCAAAACCAACUAUGUUAUCUGGGGAACUGGCAAGGAGGGCCAACCCAAAGAGUACUAUACUCUGGACUCCAUCCUCUUCUUGCUUAACAAUGUACAUCUUCCCCAUCCAUCCUAUGUGCGCAGAGCUGCUACAGAGAACAUACCUGUAGUGAGAAGACCUGAUCGAAAGGACUUGCUUUCUUAUCUCAAUGGAGAAAGCUCAUCAUCAACAAGUAUCGACAGAAGUGCUCCCAUUGAGAUAGGUCUACAAAGACCAACACAAGUCAAAAGGGCUGCGGAUGAGGUUUCUUCUGAAGCGAAAAAGCCACGGGUAGAGGAUGAGGAGCGAGUGCGUCUGGAUAAAGAGCGUCUGGCAGCUCGACUGGAAGGCCAUAAGGAAGGCAUCGUGCAGACGGAUCAGAUCAGGUCUCUGUCAGAGGCCAUGUCUGUGGAGAAGAUCGCUGCCAUCAAAGCCAAAAUCAUGGCCAAAAAGCGCUCCACAAUCAAAACAGACCUUGAUGACGACAUUAACUUGAAACAGAGGAGCUUUGUGGAUGCCGAGGUGGACGUGACCAGAGACAUCGUCAGCAGGGAGAGAGUGUGGAGAACACGCACCACCAUUCUGCAGAGCACUGGGAAGAAUUUUUCCAAAAGCAUUUUUGCUAUUCUCCAAUCGGUGAAGGCCCGUGAAGAGGGGCGUGCCCCAGAGCAGAGACCAGCACAAAAUCCCACACAGGUGGACUCAUCCUUAAGGAAUAAACAGCCAAUCCCAGCAGCCUACAACAGAUACGACCAGGAGAGAUUCAAAGGGAAAGAGGAAACGGAGGGAUUCAAAAUCGACACAAUGGGAACCUAUCACGGGAUGACGUUGAAAUCCGUGACGGAAGGGGCCUCUGCAAGGAAGGCACAGACCCCAGCCAUGCAGCCUGUUCCCAGACCAGUCUCGCAAGCUCGCCCCCCUCCAAACCAAAAGAAAGGGUCAAGAACUCCCAUUAUCAUCAUCCCAGCUGCCCCUACUUCUUUAAUCACUAUGUUGAAUGCUAAAGACCUCUUACAGGACCUCAAGUUUGUUUCGUCAGAGGAGAAGAAGAAGCAGGGAAUACAAAGGGACAACGAGGUUUUACUUCAAAGGCGCAAGGAUCAAAUCCAGCCAGGCGGUACCACACUCAGCGUCACAGUGCCCUACAGGGUGAUAGACCAGCCUCUCAAACUGGCUCCACAGGACUGGGACCGUGUGGUGGCCGUCUUCGUCCAGGGUCCUGCAUGGCAGUUCAAGGGUUGGCCAUGGCUCCUUCCUGAUGGUUCUCCUGUGGACAUUUUUGCAAAAAUCCGAGCCUUCCACUUGAAGUAUGACGAGUCGCGGUUGGACCCCAACGUGCAGAAGUGGGACGUGACUGUGUUGGAGCUGAGCCACCAUAAACGCCACCUGGACAGGCCCAUCUUUCUGCGUUUCUGGGAAACGCUCGACAGAUACAUGGUCAAGCACAAGUCCCACCUGAGAUUCUGAAAACGGACUGUAUUUUUCAGUCUUGUAAGACUGAUCCAACCAACAGCACCUGUUAAUUCCCUCUUCUGCAUCCUUGGCCUCACACCAGCAGUGGUCAGUUUGAAACCUUCACUGACUCUAAGCCCUCUGUCACCUUUUUGAGGCUUUCAGUCACCUGUUUUCCCACAUGUAAAUGUAUGGUUGAUUCAAACAGGAAACUCAACAGUCUACUGGCCUUUGAUGUGCUGGAGUUUGAGGAAGCUGGGAUGAAUGGUAGAGGCAUGUGAGGGUGGACGUAUGUUUGGCGGAUCUUGCUUCGAGGUUUCCAUUCAACUGUAAAGCAACUUAGCGUUUAGACAGAGAUAGAAAAUUCGU
Messenger RNA from Chanos chanos (milkfish), 1947 nucleotides. RefSeq names its product cell division cycle 73, Paf1/RNA polymerase II complex component, homolog (S. cerevisiae) (gene cdc73). Gene Ontology annotation, molecular function: RNA polymerase II complex binding. Gene Ontology annotation, cellular component: Cdc73/Paf1 complex. The record is from RefSeq and is a predicted model, not a curated record. The coding region runs from base 1 to 1593 and encodes 530 amino acids. NCBI's taxonomy places the organism in Eukaryota, Metazoa, Chordata, Actinopteri, Gonorynchiformes, Chanidae. The transcript is spliced from 17 exons. Gene Ontology annotation, biological process: transcription elongation by RNA polymerase II; positive regulation of transcription elongation by RNA polymerase II.